This is a messenger RNA of Monoraphidium neglectum, 582 nucleotides long. RefSeq lists its product as hypothetical. The coding region runs from base 1 to 582 and encodes 193 amino acids. The record is from RefSeq and is a predicted model, not a curated record. The transcript is spliced from 4 exons. NCBI's taxonomy places the organism in Eukaryota, Viridiplantae, Chlorophyta, Chlorophyceae, Sphaeropleales, Selenastraceae.
AUGGCGUCCACAGCCAUCUGGCGGGGGCCGUCCGUAAAGGCCGCGUGCCGGCCCUCUGCACGCCCAUUUUUGUCAGUAUCAGUGGCUCCUACAUACCGCGCGCAGCCCAGGGACGUCUGCAGGCGUGCUGCGGAGGAAGGCGCCCCUGCAACAGCGCCCGCCCCAGCCGACGCCGACCUGCCCGCGCCCGCCGCCGCUGCCGCUGCCGCCGCGCCUGCGAACGACUGGAGCGACGAGGUCGUCUUUUAUGAGGGCAGCGGGUCAAACAUCGAGCUGGUGCUGUCGAUCCUGCUGUCAGCCACGCUGAUCUACGCGCCGCUGACGCUCGCGUCGGUCGGGCGGCGGCUGUGGAUCACGAUCAAGGUGACCAACAAGCGCAUCGUCGUGACCAACACGUCCCCAGCCUUCAAAAACCAGACCCAGGUGGCGUUCUCCCAGAUCAAGGAGGUGCGCAUGGUGCCGCGCGCGUUUGGCGCGUGGGGCGACAUGGUGGUGUUCCUCAAGGACAAGUCGCGGCUGGAGCUGGUGGGGCUGGAGCGCUGCGAGGAGAUCAAGAGGCACAUCGACAGCUACAUCAGCUAG